This is a messenger RNA of Strigops habroptila (Kakapo), 1722 nucleotides long. RefSeq names its product PR/SET domain 6 (gene PRDM6). Gene Ontology annotation, cellular component: nucleus. Lineage: Eukaryota; Metazoa; Chordata; Aves; Psittaciformes; Psittacidae. The record is from RefSeq and is a predicted model, not a curated record. Bases 1 to 1722 code for a protein of 573 amino acids. Gene Ontology annotation, molecular function: histone methyltransferase activity; protein binding. The transcript has 7 exons.
AUGCUGAAGCCCGGCGACCCCGGCGGAUCCGCGUUCCUGAAGGUGGAUCCCGCCUAUCUGCAGCACUGGCAGCAGCUUUUCCCGCAGAGCAGCCAGCUCAAGAGCAGCGGGGCCCUCGUUCAGCUCCAGCAGCCCGAGAGAGCCGAGCCCUCGGCUGACAGCCUCCGCCAGCGCCCGGCCUCCCUCUCCUCCGCCUCCUCUUCUUCUGCCUCGUCCACUCCGUCUUCCUCCUCCACCUCCUCCUGUGUCGCCGCGGCGGCCGCUUCCCUGGCCGGCCUGACCUCGCUGCCUGUAACCCAGCUGCCGGUCUUCGGGCCCCUGCAGAGCUCCGAGCCCCCGGUCGGGGGAGCGCCCGCUCCCCUACAGAGCAAGGACGCGUGCGGGGCCGGCAGCGGCGGCAGCAAAUGCGGCGAGCGCGCUGCCACCCUGUUCCGGUGCACGGCCGAGGAGCUGGACUACUACCUGUACGGGCAGCAGCGCAUGGACAUCAUCCCCUUGAACCAGCACACCAGUGACCCCAACAACCGAUGUGACAUGUGUGCUGAUAACCGCAACGGCGAGUGCCCCAUGCAUGGGCCUCUCCACUCCCUGCGGCGCCUGGUGGGCACCAGCAGUGCUGCUGCAGCAGCCCCUCCACCAGAGAUCCCAGAGUGGCUCCGGGACCUGCCCCGGGAGGUGUGCCUGUGCACCAGCACUGUGCCUGGCCUGGCCUAUGGCAUCUGUGCGGCUCAGCGGAUCCAGCAAGGCACCUGGAUUGGGCCCUUCCAGGGAGUCCUGCUCUUGCCAGAGAAGAUUCAAGCAGGAGCCAUCAGGAACACUCAGCAUCUCUGGGAAAUAUAUGAUCAAGAUGGGACACUGCAGCACUUUAUUGAUGGUGGGGAACCCAGUAAGUCAAGCUGGAUGAGGUAUAUCCGAUGUGCAAGGCACUGCGGGGAACAGAACUUAACAGUGGUUCAGUAUAGGUCAAAUAUAUUCUACCGGGCUUGCAUAGAUAUUCCUAGAGGCACUGAGCUGUUGGUCUGGUACAAUGACAGUUACACAUCUUUCUUUGGAAUCCCUCUCCAGUGCAUUGCACAAGACGAAAAUUUGAAUGUCCCUUCGACUGUAAUGGAGGCCAUGUCCAGACAAGACACCCUACAGCCAUUUAAUAAAAGUAACAAACAAUCCCCUGCCACUCCACAGCGAUCCAUAGUAUUUCCACAGACUCCGUGUAGCAGAAAUUUUUCUCUCCUGGAUAAGUCUGGGUCCAUCGAGUCAGGAUUUAACCAGAUCAGUGUCAAAAACCAACGAGUUCUUGCAAGCCCAACUUCAACAAGCCAACUAAAUUCUGAGUUCAGUGACUGGCAUCUUUGGAAAUGUGGGCAAUGCUUUAAGACUUUCACCCAGCGGAUCCUCUUACAGAUGCAUGUGUGUACGCAGAACCCUGACAGGCCCUACCAGUGUGGUCACUGCUCCCAGUCUUUCUCCCAACCUUCAGAGCUGAGGAACCAUGUAGUUACGCACUCCAGUGACAGGCCUUUCAAGUGUGGCUACUGUGGUCGUGCUUUUGCUGGUGCCACAACACUCAACAAUCACAUCCGGACACACACGGGGGAAAAGCCCUUCAAGUGCGAGAGGUGUGAGAGGAGCUUCACACAAGCCACCCAGCUGAGUCGACACCAGAGGAUGCCCAAUGAGUGCAAGCCAAUAACAGACAGCACAGAAUCGAUUGAAGUGGAUUAA